Colletotrichum fioriniae is the source of this 1086-nucleotide messenger RNA. RefSeq names its product Spliceosome-associated protein 49 (gene sap49). Gene Ontology annotation, biological process: positive regulation of mRNA splicing, via spliceosome. The record is from RefSeq and is a predicted model, not a curated record. Gene Ontology annotation, cellular component: U2 snRNP; nucleolus; U12-type spliceosomal complex. NCBI's taxonomy places the organism in Eukaryota, Fungi, Ascomycota, Sordariomycetes, Glomerellales, Glomerellaceae. Gene Ontology annotation, molecular function: RNA binding.
AUGGCACAAAACAGGCAUUGGGAACAAGACAAAGAUGCGACCAUCUACAUCGGAAACAUUGACGAACGCGCGACCCCGGCGAUGGUGUACGAGGUCAUGCUCCAGAUGGGCCCCAUCCACAACAUUCACAUGCCCCGCGACCGCGUAACCCAGAACCACCAGGGCUUCGGCUUCGUCGAGUUCAGGACGCCGGGCGACGCAGAGUAUGCCGCCAACGUGAUGAACGGCAUCAAGCUCUACGGCAAGUCCUUGCGCGUGAACAAGGCCAGCGCGGACAAGCAGAAGCAGGCAGAGGUCGGCGCGGAGCUCUUCGUGGGCAACCUUGACAGCAUGGUGGACGAGAAGAUCCUCUACGACACCUUUUCGCGCUUCGGUCCGCUCGUCAACUUGCCCAAGGUCGCGAGAGAGGACAGCGGCAACUCAAAGGGCUUUGGUUUCAUAUCUUAUGCCGACUUUGAGAGCGCCGACGCGGCGAUUGCCAACUUGCACAUGCAAUACAUCCUCAGCAAGGAGGUCUCGGUCCAGUACGCGUUCAAGAAGGACGGCAAGGGCGAGCGCCACGGUGACGCUGCAGAGCGUGAGCUCGCCGCGCAGGCCAAGAAGAGGAAUAUCGUCCCAGAGAUUCAGGCCGUACCACCCGCUUUCCUCAACGGCCCGCCACCGGCCGCUGCGCCGACUGCUCCCGCCGGAUUCGACCCCGCAAACGGCCUGCCGGUCCAAGUCCCGAACCCGGGAGCCCCAGCCGGAUUCGCGCCUCCGCCGCGGGGACCAGCGCAAUACAAUGCCGUACCACCACCGCAAGGUAUGGGUGGGCCAGGCAUGGGUCGCGGCGCCGUACUCCCUCCCGCGCCGUCUGGUCUGCCCGCGCGGCCGCCACAGUCGCAGGGCGGCUACACGAAUCCGGCCGACUUCCACCCGGGUGCCCCAGGUUUCCGCCCGCCAAGCGGACCUCCUGCACCGCAAGGCUUCGCUGCGCCCCCUCCCAACUUCCCCAUGCCUCCUCCGGGGGCUUCUGGGACACCGCCCGCGCCGCCGGGCUUUAUGCCUCCUCCGGGCUUCAACCCCCCUGGAUUCCCCCGUCGAUGA